UCAUGCUGCUGCCAGGUCCAGAGUGUCUCAUGGGUCCCUGUACGGCCUCCCAUUGCUGCUGUCUCCAUCGCCACACUCUGCCAUGUGCCACUUUCAGGUCUCCUCACACUGCUGGUGUGUUCCAUUUUUUGUCAUAGGGUGCUGGCAGAUUACGGGCCUCCCAUAGCUGCUGCCAGGCCCCUAAUCUGCCAUGGGCCCCUGUACCGCCUCCUCAUGCUGCUGCCAGGUCCACAGUGUCUCAUGGGUCCCUGUACGGCCUCCCAUUGCUGCUGUCUCCAUCGCCACACUCUGCCAUGUGCCACUUUCAGGUCUCCUCACACUGCUGGUGUGUUCCAUUUUUUG
This is a messenger RNA of Staurois parvus, 342 nucleotides long. The record is from the annotation of a GenBank genome assembly. NCBI's taxonomy places the organism in Eukaryota, Metazoa, Chordata, Amphibia, Anura, Ranidae.